GGUAUUGGUAUUUCAAGUGUUUGCAGUUUUUCAUCAAGAAGGUCAUGGUCGAUUCAAGCGAUCCUGAUCCCGCAGUAUUUCUUGAACAUUGAACGAAAUGGGUGCGCAGAGUCACUCGUAAAAUAUAAAAAUAAUUUAGCAGUUUACAUUUAUUUUCUUCUUUCAAAAAUUGAAUGCUUAUUGUUUUUUAAAAUGGAAUCAUGCGUUUUGAUACCAAAAGAGUUGUCUUUAACCGGAAUAUCCUUACCAAAUAAAAAAAAAGAAUUUGUAUUAACUGUGUGCGCAACUGCUAAUAUCAAAAAAGGAACUCUAUUUUGUCCGUUUCAAGGUACUAUUCGUACCGAUAAAAUUGAAAACUUAAAGCGUCCUGAUGAAAAUGAUCUAAGAUAUCGGCACGGUUUAUAUCACGAAAUUUCAUACAAUUAUGGAAAGGCCGUUAUUCAUUGUAAUUGGAUAAGAUUUCUUAAAAUUGCUAGUUCAUUCGACUCUACUGUAAAUAUAAUCAGUUCGAUGGUUAAAGGAGAUCCAUUGUAUGAAGUUAUAAAGCCAAUAAAAAUGUAUGAAGAAUUAGUUGCUUAUUAUAUUCCGGAAUCCCCCGAAGACAGUAUAUUUUUGACUGUGCGUUCCACGCUGUAUAGAGAAGCAAUGGACUCGAUUUUAAAAGAUACUCCCCUUGAUUUGUCACUAGCAUUAAUGCAUAAAACACCAGAUUUGCCACUAUCUCCUCCAGUCAGUGAGGACGAACAAAAGUCAACCUUGAGUGACUCCUCUGGUUCUUUAUUAUCACUUAAUGACAGCACAAUUGACAACUCAACUGCUUCUUCAUCUACGUCGAUGGACGAAAUAAAUAAAUAUGCAUUAAAAAAUAUUACUACAAUCUCAUCUAAAAAUAAAAUUAACUUUAAAACCUACCAAUACGGAUCAGUGAAAAAACGAACGGGUAAAAACGAAAGACCCUUACUUCCCUGUGAAGUCUGCAGAAAAGCAUUUGAUAGGCCUAGUCUAUUAAAGAGACAUAUGAGAACACAUACAGGGGAGAAACCUCAUAUUUGUUCGGUUUGUGGAAAAGGAUUUAGUACUUCAAGCUCUCUAAAUACUCACAGACGGAUUCACUCAGGUGAAAAGCCCCAUGAAUGUCAAGUAUGCGGAAAAAAGUUUACUGCUAGCAGUAACUUAUAUUAUCAUAGGAUGACACACAUAAAGGAAAAACCUCACAAGUGCAAUUUGUGCGCUAAAUCAUUUCCAACUCCUGGCGAUUUAAAGUCACACAACUACGUUCACAGUGGAACCUGGCCAUUUAAAUGUACAAUUUGCUUCCGUGGAUUUUCGAAGCAGACGAAUUUGAAAAAUCAUUUGUUUCUGCACAGUGGGGAUAAACCGCAUGGCUGUGCAUUAUGUGGAAAAAAAUUUGCAUUAGCGUGCAACCUGAGAGCACACAUGAAAACCCACGAUGGUACCCGGGAUGACUGUAUUAGAUGUGACAAAAUAAUUGUUUCUGAAAAUAUUUUACACAAAAGAAAACCUUGCGACAAAUGGAAUAAUCUGGACGACUCAACAUGUGCUGGAAAACGAGUUCCUUUACCAUCAGUAGAACGAAGUAGGUGUACUGAACAAGGCUCUUCCGUAGAAUACAGCGAUAAAUAAUUUGUACUCGUAGUUUUUAUUAAUUUAAUGAAGAACUAAUUUAUUAAAACUUAUUAUUCAUUCCGUA
This is a messenger RNA of Drosophila mojavensis, 1711 nucleotides long. RefSeq names its product oocyte zinc finger protein XlCOF8.4. Lineage: Eukaryota; Metazoa; Arthropoda; Insecta; Diptera; Drosophilidae. Gene Ontology annotation, cellular component: nucleus. The transcript has 8 exons. Gene Ontology annotation, molecular function: RNA polymerase II cis-regulatory region sequence-specific DNA binding; DNA-binding transcription factor activity. The record is from RefSeq and is a predicted model, not a curated record. The coding region runs from base 193 to 1644 and encodes 483 amino acids. Gene Ontology annotation, biological process: regulation of transcription by RNA polymerase II.